AUGGUAAUAGGGCAUAGAAAAUUAUCGUCUUUGGAAAGGUAUUUUUACACUAGAAGUAUCAUUAAUCUACAUUCGUGCUUUUACGUGGGGAUUCAAUUGAAUCAAUUGCCCAGUAGGACUCAAAUACAACAUGCGUUAAAGAGUACAAUCGAUACGUUCAUCCAAUUGCGUUGUAAUGUGGGAAUCGACGAAGAAGAUGGUAAACCAUAUCUAAAAAUAAUUGAUCAAAGUCUUGAACUCAAGGAUGUCGUGGAAUUUGUGGAUUGGGCAAAAUUCGAUGAGGAUAAGAUGAAUUACGUAUUUCAAAACUAUGCUUUCCCAUAUCAUACCGAGAAACCACUUUGGAAAGUGUUAGUUAUCCCCAAUGAGAGAAAAUUAGUUCUUUUAAUGAGCCAUGUCCUAUUUGAUGGUAUGGCGGGUGUGAUUAUAUUGCAGGAAUUUCUGAAAAACUUGAACCAAUCUAUGAAUGCUAUUGAAAAUACUAUUAGUACAGUUUACGAACCAGGUGAAAUCCAAAGUUUUACAAGUAAUCAUCACCCAUAUGAGGAUUGGCCCAUUGGUUGGAAAGCUAAACUAUUACAGUUCCUUUUCGCCCAAUAUUUGAAAUGGAAACCAAUUAAUGCGGAUAUGGUGGGACCUAAGAGUGAAGAUUUUAAAUUUAACAGUUAUUUCUUACCCCACGGACUUUUAGAAAAGAGGUCGGAUUCUACUGGAGGUCUUUAUCAAGUGAGAUGUGAUAAUUUACAACGGAACAUACAUUUAACUCCAGAAGAAUUGGAAAAAGUUCUACAGUUAUGUAAAGAUCACAGAGUAUCUUUUAGCUCUUUACUUACAGCUCUUUUCGCUCGAAGUUUGGCGAAGUUCUCAGAUCCAACGAGUUAUACAGGUUCCCAAAUGAAAAUAUGUUUACCGAUGAAUACAAGAUCAGCAUGCAACAAAUACCUACAGAAUGACGAUUAUACAAAACAAUUGGGUAAUUUCGUUGCGGCUACGACUCUCAUCGCAAACACUAAUGAUAAUAAACCGCUAUGGGAAUUAGCAGAAGCAUUUCAAAAAACUAUUGUCCAAAAGGUUCAAAAUGGAAUUCCAGAUGCCAUCGGUGAAUGUAGAUUGUUAGAUGUGAUUGAUAUGCAAGAAUUUUUUAAGGCAAAAAUUGCAGCUACUAAACCAAGUGAUACUUUUGAAGUAUCGAAUUUAGGUUUCCAACCUUUUAACGACGUAGAAGGUCCCUUCAAGGUAACUGACGCUUUUUUCAAUCAACCUCAAGGAAUUUCUGCAAACUUCUUUUGCUCUGUAAUUUCUACGGGCGGUGGACUCAACUGUCAUCUCACUAUUCCAAGAGAUUUGGAGAGAGAUUUAGCACCAUGCAUACAGUAUGUGGAUGAUUGGCUACAUGAGAAAGGUAGAAAGUGA
Molecule: messenger RNA, 1413 nt
Organism: Zygosaccharomyces rouxii
Lineage: Eukaryota; Fungi; Ascomycota; Saccharomycetes; Saccharomycetales; Saccharomycetaceae
Gene: SLI1
Product: N-acetyltransferase
Exons: 1
Coding region: 1-1413 (470 amino acids)
Molecular function (GO): N-acetyltransferase activity
Source: RefSeq, a predicted model, not a curated record